GCGCAACAUAACCAUAUAAAAACAUAACCUCACAUUCCCAUAAGUUAAAACGUAUGAAUCUGUCAAAACACACUGCAAAGGGAAAUCGUCGAUGAUGGAAUGCAUUGUGCCUGAUUGCAAGAAUCCAGCGGAAAUUACGCUAACGAAAGACCUUGAAACACGCGAGAAAUGGAUGAAAGAAUAUCAGGUCGAAAAUUUGUCGUCCGACCAGGAUUAUUGGAUCUGCAAAGGCCAUUUUGUCGACGAAAGUGAAACAGUUCAAAAUGUAAUGGAACCUAAUAUAAUUGAGCCCAAUGAAGUUUCUACAUGCAGGAUUUGUAAUGUAAACGAAACGGCUGGGGUACAUAUGUUUAACGAUGAAAUUGACGGAGAAAAAAUCGUUAAUGUGGCUAAUAAAUGUUUUUAUCCUUUUGAGGUAAUCAUUGAGGAUGAGAAGUCGAAUUACAUCUGCUUAAAUUGUUUUGGGAGUUUGGAGAGUUAUAGCAGGUUUAAAGAAAUGUUUUAUAGUAAAAAUUGUAUCAAAUUGGAAGAUUUAAAAAUUGAGAAAAAUGAUGUUGUUAAUAGUAGGAAGAGGAGGAAUGUGGGGGAUAUAGAAAAACAGUUGGAGGAGAUGGAGAAUGGUCUACAGGAGAGUGAUACAGACGUGGAUACAGACGCAUCAUACGAUUCGGAUAUGGAGUACACUAUAAUAAGAACAAAUGGAAACGUUGAGGAAGAGAAAAUGGAAACAAAGACUGACAUAGACAUAAAAUUCGAAAUGGUCGAAGAGGAACUUCGCAGAGUUCUCGAAGGUCAACUUUCCGAGGAGCAAAUUCAAGCGGAAAACAUAAUAAUUGCGGUGGAAGCCGACGAGGAUACAAACACCACUAAAACGUCCAUAACCGAAAUGAAACUGCCGAUUGUCAUAAAACCGUUGGGCAAAUAUAGGAGCGUCGUACAGGGGAACAAAAAAAUUCAGCCCGUGUCGCGGAAAAAACAGAAAAUAUCGUGCCGGGAGGGUCAGGUGACUCUCCCGAAAGGUAUCAGCGUGAAACUCCCGGAAAAGUACGAAUCGGACACGGGAGUGUUCGAGGCGAUACCGCGCAUCUACAUAUUCCAGUCGGAGUUCUGCAUGGUGGACGAUUACCUUUACGAGUACCGUCUGUGCAAAGGCGCCUUUAGGUACAUGCGGUGCCUGAACCAGUCGUGCCAAUCGAUGGCGGUGCAGAAGAAAAUUACGAGCGCGAGUUUCGAGAAUUACGUGAGCGUCGAGAUCGCGCACAAUCACGCGAAACCUAGCGAAAAGGAAAUGAAAAAGUUGAUGUUUUACAACGUCAUGAAAAGGAUGGUGCAGAAUGACAAGACCAUGAACUUCAAGAGCGUUUAUGAGGAGGUUUGCCAGGACGACCCUGAAAUAAGGACGUUGGUGCCGCUGCGCAACGUGAUCAACGAAAUCUGCCGGCACCAGCUGAGCCAGAAGCCGCCGAAGAUAUUCACGUUCGACCAGUUCUACGACACUAUAGAACACGACGUGUUCAAGAAGCUGCACUUCACGCACAGCGGCAAGCAGUUCUACCAGGAGAAGUUCGAGAGCGAGGACGGCGACAAGGCCGUCGUCUUCGCCAACUGCGACAUCGUCGACGAGGUUUGCGGCUCGAAGCUGAUGUACGUGGACGCCAGCUUCAGGAUCGACAGCGUCGACAGCUUCGACUACCAGCUGGUCACCACGCUGGUGUGGGUGGAAAGCAGCUACUACCCGAUAAUGUACGCGCUGGUCAGCAAAAACACUCAGGAAAUCUACAAGAAGGUCAUGGAGUACCUCCACGACUUUCUGGCUCCGGACUUGCGUCCUGACGAAAUCGUAACCGAUUACGAAUCGAACUUGUACUACGCGCUGGGAGAGACCUACUUGGACUCGCACAUAGGGGGUUCGGUUUUCUACUACACCCAAAACUUGUACAAGAAGAUAUGCAACCUGAAUCUCGCCCGAGAUUUAGAGAGCAACAGUUACUUCAGGAACAUUUAUCACAUGCUUUUGAUGCUGCCUUUGCUGCCUGUAAACACUAUAGUGGACGGUUUAAACAACAUCGAGAUCCAGGCGAGAGAUUUGGGGUUGAGUGAGGUGACGACGUCGCUGUUCGAGUACGUGCGGUCGCAGUGGAUCGCCAAGGUGACCCCUGAUUUGUUCUGCGUGCACAGGUUGGAGAACCGCAUCAACGAGAACGUGAUCGCGCCGUUUAAGAAGCUGCGCGACUUUCUGAUGCUCACCAAAGGCAAAGCGGCCAAGGACAGCAACACUAUAGUGGGCGUGGUGGAGAAGCUGAUAGAGCUGGAGUCGUUUCUGCAGCAGACGUACGCCGCGCCGAACAAGAGGGCGUUCGCGAGGGAUUUGUCCAGCUCGCAGAAGAAGAACGUGCUGAAAGCGUGGCAGUUCAUAGAGUCGCACCCGAAGAUCAACAUCAACCACUUCUUUACCAAGGUGCUGGGGUACAUAAAGUGCAUGGAGAACCAGCUGUGGAUCUGGGGGUUCUACCGGUACAAGGGCGAGGUCGUCGACGACCUCAUAAACGCGGCUAACUUCUUGAUAGUCAGCAACGACGUGGAGGAGUCGCAGAAGAGUGUGCUCGAGGGGGACGAGGGGGAGUACGUCGAGGGGGGGGAGUCUGUGGUCAUGGAGGCUGUCAUCGAUGAAAACGGGGGGUUCGUUCUCCAAGGGGAGGGGGCCGAGCAGGGACCCUUCGAGAACGCGUUUUUAAAGUAUGUUUACGAGAAGUGAUCUUUGUUAUUUUUUUU
Messenger RNA from Brassicogethes aeneus, 2772 nucleotides. The record is from the annotation of a GenBank genome assembly. Lineage: Eukaryota; Metazoa; Arthropoda; Insecta; Coleoptera; Nitidulidae.